Molecule: messenger RNA, 675 nt
Organism: Galeopterus variegatus (Sunda flying lemur)
Lineage: Eukaryota; Metazoa; Chordata; Mammalia; Dermoptera; Cynocephalidae
Product: solute carrier family 12 member 8-like
Exons: 7
Coding region: 9-602 (197 amino acids)
Biological process (GO): potassium ion homeostasis; potassium ion import across plasma membrane; chloride ion homeostasis
Cellular component (GO): membrane
Molecular function (GO): potassium:chloride symporter activity
Source: RefSeq, a predicted model, not a curated record
UCUCUUCAAUGAAAAAGAGGAGGAGGAGGAAGAGGAAGAGAAAAGAAGAAAAUGCUGAGCAUGGUUUUAUUGGAUAUUCACCGGAACUGCUACAGAACAACGCUCUGCCAGAUUACAGUCCCGGGGAGUCUUUUUUCACUGUCUUUGGCGUGUUCUUCCCGGCGGCUACAGGAGUCAUGGCCGGCUUCAACAUGGGGGGCGACCUCCGGGAGCCUGCUGCCAGCAUCCCCCUGGGCUCACUAGCAGCUGUUGGCAUCUCGUGGUUUCUGUACAUCAUCUUCACCUUCCUGCUUGGCGCCAUCUGUACCCGAGAGGCCCUGCGCUAUGACUUCCUGAUAGCUGAAAAGGUGUCCCUAGUGGGCUUCCUAUUCCUUUUGGGCUUAUACAUCUCAUCCCUGGCCUCCUGCAUGGGAGGACUCUAUUCAGCCCCCCGGAUCCUGCAGUGCAUUGCCCAGGAGAAAGUGAUUCCUGCACUUGCCUGUCUGGGACAAGGGAAAGGGCCAAAUAAAACACCUGUAGCUGCCAUCUGCCUAACCAGCUUGGUGACCAUGGCCUUUGUCCUUGUGGGUCAGCCUCUGCCAUGUGCCUGGGCCAGUGCUUAGGGAGGGCACGGACACUCCCCACUGCUCUCAGCACCUGCUGUUGGAGAAGGCUCCUGGCUAUGGUUCCGAGAAC